AUGAAAGUGGAAGAGGUUCAUCAAAGCAGUAAAAGAGCCAGAGGGGAUGAUGAUGAGAUAAUUGCAGGUAAUGAAUUAUGUUUGCAAGUGGAGGUAAAGGGGCCUAGUGUUAAUGAUUGGGUGUGGAUCAUCCUGUCUCAAGGGGCUUCCUGGAUAUGGAACUCAUGGUCCUCUGUUAUUCCACUGCUCCAUAAUCGAGUGUCAAUUGCUAUAAAAAAUGGGGCUAAGACAUGGCUGAAUGAACUAAAUUGGGUUCCAGAUUUGGCAGGGAAAAAACCAGUUUUAUCAGUUAACAUUGAGCAUAGGUUAUUCAGAGUUAAAGAUCUUAUUGAUGGGCAU
Molecule: messenger RNA, 339 nt
Organism: Striga asiatica
Lineage: Eukaryota; Viridiplantae; Streptophyta; Magnoliopsida; Lamiales; Orobanchaceae
Source: the annotation of a GenBank genome assembly